CUAAACCAGCCAAUCCACAAGGGACUACCAAGGGUAGAGGCAAGGCAUUACAUUCAACUCUACCAAGAGGAGCCUUCACAUAAUGAAGUCUUGCUUUCCUUGGCGAAACUUGAUUUCAACUUAUUGCAAGAGCAACACCAGAAGGAACUUGGCAACAUUACAAGGUGGUGGAAGGAUUUAGAUGGAGAGAGAAAGUUUCCGUUUGCCAAAAAUAGGCUUGUGGAGCUGUAUUUCUGGAUGUCGGGAGUUUAUUUCGAGCCGGAGUACGAAGCCAUUAGAGAAAUACUAACCAAAGUGAUGGUGAUUGUUUCCAUAUUUGAUGAUGUGUAUGAUAUCUAUGCCACAUUGGAAGAACUAGAACUCUUCACGAAAGCAAUUGAAAGGUACAAUUGGCACUCAAAUGCUUUUCUUGUUUACCAAUUCCCAAUUUAUUCUAAUUUGGUCAACCGUUAAUUAGGGUCAAAUGUGAUGUUUUCUGAACUUGAAUUCAGGUGGGCUAUCGAUGCCAAAGAUGGAUUGCCCGAGUACAUGCAAGUGUGUUACAAGACACUUCUUGAUUUGUAUGAUGAAAUUGGCUACGAAGUGACUAGAAAAGGACAAUCAUACCGCCUCUUCUAUGCAAAAGAAGUGAUGAAAAACCAUAUGAGAACAUACUUAGCCCAAGCCAAAUGGUUCCAGCAAAACUACGUACCAACGAUGGAGGAGUACCUGCCCAUUGCAUCAUUAUCCAUCGGUUGUGAAUUGCUAUUAGGGACGUCGUUUCUGGGAAUGGGGUAUGUCGUAACAAAAAGUUAUUUUGACUGGUUAUUACUUAGCGACAACAAGAUGGUGAAGGCUUCGGGUGUAAUCUCUCGGCUCAUGAAUGACAUUGCUGGACAUAAGUUUGAGCAAGAGAGAGGACAUACGGCAUCUUCAGUGUAGUGUUUCAUGAAACAAUAUAGAGUUACGGAGCAAGAGGCUAAGGACGCUCUCCGUAAACAAGUGGUCAAUGCAUGGAAGGACAUAAACAAAGAGCUAUGCCAUCCGACCUCUGUCCCCAAGCCACUCCUUGUGCGAAUUCUCAAUUUUGCACGAGUCUUUCAUGUGGUGUAUAAUGAUGAAGUAGAUCACUACUCUCAUGCUGGAGCAAAGUUCAAAGAAUUUGUGACUUCUCUUCUCGUCGAUCCAUUGCCAAUGUGAUGAUUUGGAAGAACGAGUUUAAUUACCAAGCGUCAUAGAUUGCA
This is a messenger RNA of Eucalyptus grandis, 1223 nucleotides long. RefSeq names its product (-)-germacrene D synthase-like. The record is from RefSeq and is a predicted model, not a curated record. The coding region runs from base 469 to 921 and encodes 150 amino acids. NCBI's taxonomy places the organism in Eukaryota, Viridiplantae, Streptophyta, Magnoliopsida, Myrtales, Myrtaceae. Gene Ontology annotation, molecular function: magnesium ion binding; terpene synthase activity. The transcript has 4 exons.